AUGACAGAGAGAGAGCUUCCCGAGGUUUUCUCCUCGGACGACGAGGGAGAGGCGCUGGCCGCGUCGCCGGCAGCGCGGAAAGACAUCGGGCCGGAUCAGCUUUCGCAGCUUGAUCGAGAGCCCGCGAAGGAGGCUGCAGAAGCGGCGAAGGCGGCGCGGAGCGCCAAGAAGCGCAGGUUGCAGCGUGAUUCGGAUGGGCCCGCCUUUUCUUCUUCCCGUCCUCGGACGGGCGGCGGCCAUCUUGGGGAUCCGGUUUUGGGCCUUGGACCCCUGCUGGGAGCUAAUCCGGGCAUCGCGGGAAGCGAUAGGCCGUGUCAUCUCACUGCCCCAGCAUCGGAGAUCUCGCCUCAGGACAGCUCGCAACCGGGUUCUAGCUUGCUAGUAGCUGCUCAAGAUGCCACAGAAGAUGAGGAAACAAUGGAAACAAUGGAAGAUACAGUAGUUGAAGAUGAAGAUGAUGAAGCUGAAGUUGAGGAGGAUGAACCCACAGAGCUGACAGAAGAGAAAGAGGAAGAAGACCUAUCAGGAGAACCUAAAGCAUCACCCAAUGCUGAUACAACCAUCUUAUUUGUGAAAGGAGAAGAUUUUCCAGCAAACAACAUUGUGAAGUUUUUAGUAGGCUUUACCAACAAGGGUACAGAAGACUUCAUUGUGGAAUCUCUAGAUGCUUCGUUCCGGUACCCUCAGGACUACCAGUUUUUCAUUCAGAAUUUCACUGCUCUUCCACUGAACACAGUUGUUCCACCACAGAGACAAGCCACAUUUGAAUACUCUUUCAUUCCUGCAGAGCCUAUGGGUGGCCGGCCCUUUGGACUAGUCAUCAACCUGAAUUACAAAGACCAGAAUGGGAACUUUUUCCAAGAUGCUGUUUUCAAUCAAACUGUUACAAUUAUUGAAAAAGAAGAUGGAUUGGAUGGUGAAACGAUCUUUAUGUAUAUGUUCCUUGCUGGACUUGGCCUUCUUGUGAUUGUUGGUUUGCAUCAGCUAUUAGAAUCUAGAAAGAGAAAAAGACCAGCUCAAAAAGUAGAGAUGGGGACAUCAAAUCAGAAUGAUGUUGACAUGAGUUGGAUUCCUCAAGAAACUUUAAAUCAAAUCAUGCAAAGUAGAAGAGACAAAGCUUCACCAAGGCGGUUGCCCCGCAAAAGGGCACAAAAGAGAUCAGUAGGGUCUGAUGAAUAAUUCUUGUUGGUACAGUGAGCCUUUACUAACCCAGCCAUCCAACCCCCUCCCUCUUGUGUUUGCUUGAAUUGGGAGUUGUGCUGAAAAGCCAUAUCAACUGAAGAGAAUACUAUGAAACAUUUGGACUCUGCAUUUGAGUUGUGUUCAGAGAACAUUGCUAAAAAUGCACUUCUCGUUCCUUUUAAGAAACUUUUAAUUAAGAAUCAUCGUGCUAUCUGAAAUGUGCCUUUAGAGUCUUUUCAUAAUGCUGAUCUGUCAUCUGCACGCCUUUGUUUCUGAUGUUUUUGUCAGAAAUGCAAAUGUUUCCUAUCCUAUUCUGAUUGUAUCCUAUUGUAGAAAAAAGUCUUCAUGCAUUUUCCUAUCUCUCCAAAGUCAUUGAGCUAAUUCUUUGCUACAUGUAUGCAGCUACUUUUUGGUUUGCAUGCUGCAUCUUGUCAUGAAGCACUGAACUGCAUUUUGUGUAGCUAGUAUUCUAAAGGCACAAGCAGGGGUAACUGCUUCAAGCAGUCUGUUUUUUAAUUAAAUUGCUGCUGCUCGACAAAGCGCACACUGAAUGAGAUCCCCGAUAUUCUUGCAUAUGUGUCAAAAAGGGAUUUCUGUAGCAGCAGACCUUAAAGUACAGAAUGUGUGCUCACUUUGGCGUUUAACAUCCCUUUUUAUUGCAAUAUAACUGUACAUGUGUAUAAAUUGUUAGUAAUUUGACUUUAGUCAACAGAUCUGGUGACAGUAGCCAGGUGAAUUACUUUGGAAUGCUAAGUCUAAUGGUUACAAAUUGAGCCUCGUCAGUAUGACUGUAGGGAGUUUCCCAUCACUUGGAAAACCAAAUCAUGGAUAGAAAAAUGCAUCAAUUCUUAGAUAAAGCUGGAUACAAGGUAUGCUGGAUACAAGAUUUGACUUUCAUGAAGGUGUCUUGGGGCAACAGCUUACAAGGUGUAUAACGGAAGUCUGCUCUUAUGUUCCCAUGUUUGAUUGUAUAAAAAAGAAUAAGUUCUAAAAUGACAGUAAAAAACAUAAAGUAACAUUUUAUUUUUGAGUUGUGUGGCUCCUCUUUUUUCAAUGGUCUAGUUGAGUGAAAUGCAGAGCUAGAUUUCAGCUACAAAAAUGUGUUUAAAGGAGAUCCUGGCUAGAAGCUUGGUUCCAUUAUUACCACAAGGCUUGAUGAUAAAAAUUGGCAAGUGUGUUAAACUUUAAAUUCUAUAGAACUUUUUCAUAAUUGAAAACGGUAUGAUAUCUGCUCAGACUAACAUGGAUUAUUCUGAUGUGUGUAUAUAUACAUAUAUAUGGUAUUAACUUUAAUGCUGUAUUUGGAAGUGUAAGGGAAGAAUUCAAACAAAAGUAUAAAACACUAAUUUGAAAUGUGGAACUCGGCUUUUGCUUUUUGCUUGCCUCCCAGUAUUGUUUGUUCUGCUUAAAUGAAUGGAUUUAUGAGUCAAAGGGCUAGAUCAGAGGUCUCAAACUCAUUUGUUACGAGGGCUGGAUCUGACAUAAAUGUCACUUU
Gekko japonicus is the source of this 2677-nucleotide messenger RNA. RefSeq names its product signal sequence receptor, alpha (gene SSR1). The record is from RefSeq and is a predicted model, not a curated record. The coding region runs from base 1 to 1179 and encodes 392 amino acids. The transcript is spliced from 9 exons. Gene Ontology annotation, cellular component: endoplasmic reticulum; endoplasmic reticulum membrane. NCBI's taxonomy places the organism in Eukaryota, Metazoa, Chordata, Lepidosauria, Squamata, Gekkonidae.